Serpula lacrymans var. lacrymans S7.9 is the source of this 255-nucleotide messenger RNA. RefSeq lists its product as uncharacterized. Bases 10 to 255 code for a protein of 81 amino acids. Lineage: Eukaryota; Fungi; Basidiomycota; Agaricomycetes; Boletales; Serpulaceae. The transcript has 2 exons. The record is from RefSeq and is a predicted model, not a curated record.
GGAGGCGGGAUGGGGAUGGGUGGUGGUGGUGGAGGCGGUGUCGGAGGUGGUGGACCUGGGAUGGGCGCCAUGGGCAGGGGAGCUGGUCAGGGCAUGAUGCCCUCUGGCCCUGCCGGUAUGAGCCCAAACAUUCCAAGGGGACCAAGAGGUGCUCCUACAGGGCCAGCGGCAGAGCUGGGCAGAGGGGGCAACACAAUUACCACCCAUACGCGCGAUGAAGAGUCAUGUUGGAUAUGGUUUGAUCAAACGACAUAG